AUGGAAUUAUCAGAGGAAGGAAAAUCUUCAUCGUUAUUAGACGAAUCACAAAACGACAAUUUUACUGAAGUCUGUUCACCAUCGAGGUCAUCGCAGCAUGAAGAAUUUAAUCCUGAUGCAGAGGAAAUUAGUACAGAUUGUCGAAAUGGAUCAUCAAUGAGCGGUACUGAUCAUGUGGAAUUUUCGACGGACUCAAAGGAAAAAGAAGAAAAAAGAAAGCGGCAAUGCAUUUAUAAUGCAUCAAAGAUGAUUGACGGUAUAAUUGUAGAGCAGUGCUCAUCAACAGCAAAUGAAGUGAUCUUUACCAAUGAUGAGAAGCAAACGCUCGAUGUUGAUGAUUUGAUUGUCAAAGAUGAAUAUUUGCAAACACGUCGACGUUAUUCGCUUUCAUUGCCUAAAAAGCCUGUUACUUAUCCACGCAGAGUUGGUUCCUGUGAUCUGCUAAAUAUUUCUCGAAUGAAUUUCAGUACUUGUGGAGAAUCAGUAGAAAUUAUUGCUCUGUUGCAUAAAGCCGUAUUUUUUUUGGCUCGAGCCUGUCAGAAAAAUAUUGACAUAGCAAAAAAUAAAUGCCUUUGGACAACAAGUCCUCAGAAUGAAGAUCUUCUCCGUGAAGCGUUUCGGAAAUCAUCAGUCGUUAUACUCAUUUUUCUUGCGAAAGGAACCAACCAUUUUUGUGGCUUUGCUCGAGUAUGCUCCGAAGCAUUAUAUCAUGGACAACCAGCUUUACAGUGGGUAGAUUUCAGUGGCGGUGGUAAUAUCGAAAUUAAAUGGAUUUCAAAAAAGUCAGUUCUUCUAAGUGAGACGGAUCAUAUUAAAAAUCCAUUUAAUAGAGAAAGACCGCUUUAUAUUGGGUUGGAUGGAUCUGAAAUCCAACGACAAGCUGGGCAAAAAUUGUGUUAUAUGUUUCCUUUUGAUGAAACAGUUGAUUUUCGUAAUGUGCUGAAUAUAAAUUCUGGUCGAUUAUGCUCAAAAAAACGAGAGAGAACAGGAACGGGAUCUGGAACCAAUCGAAAUUCAUUGCCUUCACUUUUUGAUUUUUCUAUUUCAUACGAUCAGUUCAAAAAAGCAAGAAGAGAAGUGGAUCAAAUGGAUGUGUUGCCGUGGGAGCGAGUUCCUCCUAUGCAAACCCGAAGAAAUUCUCGUGAACCUCCGGCACAGGCACAGGUAUAUCCUGUGCCUUUAAUGGAUCUUCAUUUUGAUGGCAGACCAGUCUCAUAUCGUGUUGAAUGUUCUACUGAAAAAUAUAAUCGCUAUGCGUCUUCGCCUUAUCCAUCACCAUCGAGGAGGCUAGUUGGGUACAUUUUUGGUUAUCUUUAUUUAGGAUAUUUUUUUUGUUUCACUAAUACCUAUGUUCAACUUUAUGGAAUUUGGAGAAUAUGA
Molecule: messenger RNA, 1380 nt
Organism: Dracunculus medinensis (Guinea worm)
Lineage: Eukaryota; Metazoa; Nematoda; Chromadorea; Rhabditida; Dracunculidae
Source: the annotation of a GenBank genome assembly